Emys orbicularis (European pond turtle) is the source of this 2818-nucleotide messenger RNA. RefSeq names its product macoilin 1 (gene MACO1). Gene Ontology annotation, biological process: neuronal signal transduction. Lineage: Eukaryota; Metazoa; Chordata; Testudines; Emydidae. The coding region runs from base 79 to 2070 and encodes 663 amino acids. The transcript is spliced from 11 exons. Gene Ontology annotation, cellular component: rough endoplasmic reticulum membrane. The record is from RefSeq and is a predicted model, not a curated record.
GAAAAAAAAAAAAUCUCCCCGGCCUCGAAUGGUGGUGCCGUGAGCCAGGCGGGUCCGAGCGAGCGCGGGGCCGGGAGGAUGAAGCGGCGGAGCGCGGACUGCAGUAAACUCCGGCGGCCGCUAAAGCGGAACCGCAUCACCGAGGGCAUCUACGGCAGUACAUUUCUGUACCUGAAAUUCUUGGUGGUGUGGGCACUAGUAUUGCUGGCAGACUUUGUCCUGGAGUUCAGAUUUGAAUAUCUGUGGCCGUUUUGGCUUUUCAUCAGGAGCGUUUACGAUUCGUUCAGAUACCAGGGUUUGGCCUUUUCAGUAUUUUUUGUUUGUGUAGCAUUCACAUCCAAUAUAAUAUGUCUGCUCUUCAUACCAAUACAAUGGCUAUUUUUUGCUGCCAGCACGUAUGUAUGGGUACAGUAUGUCUGGCACACAGAGAGGGGUGUGUGUUUGCCAACAGUAUCGCUGUGGAUACUUUUUGUUUAUAUUGAAGCAGCAAUUCGAUUUAAAGAUCUCAAAAACUUUCAUGUAGACCUUUGUCGUCCUUUUGCUGCACACUGUAUUGGCUAUCCUGUUGUGACUUUGGGCUUUGGCUUCAAAAGUUAUGUCAGCUACAAAAUGCGAUUAAGAAAACAAAAAGAAGUGCAGAAAGAGAAUGAAUUUUACAUGCAGCUUCUCCAGCAAGCUCUACCCCCAGAGCAACAGAUGCUACAAAGGCAAGAGAGAGAGGCAGAGGAAGCAGCCAAAGGAUUACCUGAUAUGGAUUCCUCAGUACUUUUGCAACACAAUGGAGGCAUUCCAGCCAAUAAAAAAUUAUCCACAACAUUGCCGGAGCUAGAAUAUAGAGAAAAGGGGAAAGAAAAGGACAAGGAUGCCAAGAAACACAACCUUGGAAUAAAUAACAAUAUUUUACAACCAGUAGACUCUAAAAUACAAGAAAUUGAAUAUAUGGAAAACCAUAUCAAUAGUAAAAGAUUAAAUAAUGAUCUUGUUGGAAGUACAGAAAAUCUCUUAAAAGAGGACUCAUGCACUGCCUCAUCCAAAAAUUACAAAAAUGCCAGUGGAGUUGUGAACUCCUCGCCUCGCAGUCACAGUGCAACUAAUGGGAGCGUCCCUUCCUCAUCUACUAAAAAUGAGAAAAAACCGAAAUGCACUAGCAAGAGCCCAAGCACACACAAGGACUUAAUGGAAAACUGUAUUCCUAAUAACCAGCUAAGCAAACCAGAUGCACUGGUAAGGUUGGAACAAGAUAUUAAAAAGUUAAAGGCUGACCUGCAGGCAAGCAGGCAAACUGAACAGGAGCUACGUAGUCAGAUCAGUUCUCUGACUAGCACGGAGCGGGGAAUUCGAUCUGAAAUUGGACAGCUCCGACAAGAAAAUGAGCUGCUUCAGAACAAAUUACAUAACGCCGUACAAAUGAAACAGAAAGACAAGCAAACCAUCAGCCAGUUGGAGAAAAAACUGAAAGCAGAACAAGAGGCACGAGCCUUUGUAGAAAAACAGUUGAUGGAGGAAAAGAAAAGAAAGAAGUUGGAAGAAGCAACUGCUGCACGUGCUGUUGCAUUUGCUGCUGCUACCAGAGGAGAAUGCACUGAAACUUUACGGAAUCGUAUCAGAGAGCUGGAGACAGAAUGCAAGAAGCUAACAAUUGACAUAAAGCUGAAAGAAGACCAGAUACGAGAACUAGAAAUGAAAGUUCAGGAACUGCGGAAAUACAAGGAAAAUGAGAAGGAUACUGAGGUGUUAAUGUCAGCACUUUCAGCCAUGCAAGAUAAAACACAGCACUUAGAGAACAGCCUGAGUGCAGAGACAAGAAUUAAGUUGGAUCUGUUCUCUGCAUUAGGAGAUGCAAAACGGCAGCUUGAGAUUGCCCAAGGGCAAAUCAUUCAAAAAGACCAGGAAAUAAAGGACCUAAAACAGAGGAUAGCAGAAGUUAUGGCAGUGAUGCCCAGCAUAACAUACAAUGCAGCCACCAGCACCCUGAGUCCUGUUUCCCCACAUUACUCUUCCAAAUUUGUGGAGACCAGCCCUUCUGGACUUGAUCCCAAUGCCUCCGUUUAUCAACCCUUGAAAAAAUGAAUGCCAACUUUCUUUUUGCCCAACAGUUUUGUCCGACCGAAGGCAUCGUACAGGAGCAUCUCUUGCAGUCAAGAUGAAAUUGUAUUGUGUGAGACUGUAUUUGUCAUUUAAAACAGAAAGGGGGGAAAAAAGAACAUCAAUAUUUGACUAGAACUGCCCAUCGGUUUUUCUUGUAAAUUUUUAGAAAACCUCACAGAACUUUGCAAUUUAUUUUUCUUGGCCAAUGCAUUAAAAACAACUCUUGGUUUUCAAGUAGCCGAUUUUGCCUUUUUAUGUACUCUUGCAUGGUUUCCUCUUGAAAAACACAGGGCUUUGCUUGAUUCUGAACCCUUUCUUUUUUUUAAAUAAUCAAGCUAAAAUUGCAAAUCAGAGUCAUAAGGGAUAAUGAUGAAAAUUCUUUCGUUUUUAGAGUGAAAGGGUUAAAUAAACUAACAAAGCUUUGAUUUAUAGCUAUAUUAAAUAAAGGUAUGUAAUGUUGCCGAAAAUAAUUUAAUUACCCCUCAAAGGACCAAACAAAUUUAAGGGGCAUCAUUUAAGGGAAAGAAUAAGUAACGAGAAUAGAUGAUGUGAUGGUGGUUGUUGUGUGAAAUAUAAAUAUUCCCAUUGGUGUUUUUAGUCAUUGAGAAUUGCUAACAGUCUUGUUCACAGUGCCUUGGGAGAAGACAUUUCAAGAGGAAACUUGAUAGUUAAACUAUUUUUUCCCCCUUCACUGUCAUCUAGCUUAUAUAGCAAGCUCAUUACAGAGUCU